Messenger RNA from Hemicordylus capensis (graceful crag lizard), 8239 nucleotides. It is a transcript of the gene TRPM7, whose product is annotated as transient receptor potential cation channel subfamily M member 7. Gene Ontology annotation, biological process: monoatomic cation transmembrane transport; calcium ion transport; protein tetramerization. The record is from RefSeq and is a predicted model, not a curated record. Gene Ontology annotation, cellular component: membrane. Lineage: Eukaryota; Metazoa; Chordata; Lepidosauria; Squamata; Cordylidae. The transcript is spliced from 40 exons. Gene Ontology annotation, molecular function: calcium channel activity; ATP binding; protein serine/threonine kinase activity. The coding region runs from base 31 to 6096 and encodes 2021 amino acids.
CUCCAAGGAGACUGCAAGUAGUUGUUCACUAUGGAUUUCUGCAAAGAAAAAAUGAGAUGGACCUUGUAUCUUGAUCAGUCCCAGAAAUCUUGGAUAGAAAAUACUUUCACCAAGCGGGAAUGUGUGUACAUUAUACCAAGUUCAAAGGAUCCUCACAGAUGCCUCCCAGGAUGUCAGAUUUGUCAGCAACUUGUCAGGUGCUGCUGUGGGCGCUUGGUCCGGCAACAUGCCUGCUUUACUGCAAGUCUUGCCAUGAAAUACUCGGAUGUGAAAUUGGGUGAAAAUGUUAAUCAGGAGAUCGAAGAAUGGUCAGUAGAAAAACAUACCGAGCAGAGUUCAACGGAUGCUUUUGGUGUCAUUAACUUUCAAGGAGGCUCUCAUUCCUACCGAGCAAAGUAUGUGCGGCUGUCGUAUGACACCAAACCUGAAGCCAUCCUCCAGCUUAUGUUGAAAGAGUGGCAGAUGGAACUGCCCAAACUUGUCAUUUCUGUCCACGGAGGUAUGCAGAAAUUUGAGCUUCACCCACGCAUCAAACAGUUGCUUGGUAAAGGGCUUAUUAAAGCUGCAGUGACAACCGGAGCCUGGAUUAUAACUGGAGGAGUGAAUACAGGAGUUGCAAAACAUGUUGGUGAUGCUCUGAAGGAACAUGCCUCUCGAUCAUCUCGAAAAAUUUGCACUAUUGGAAUAGCUCCUUGGGGAGUAAUUGAAAACAGAAAUGAUCUCGUUGGGAGAGAUGUUGUUGCUCCAUAUCAAACCCUCCUAAAUCCUUUAAGCAAACUAAACGUCCUAAAUAAUCUUCAUUCCCAUUUCAUACUGGUGGAUGAUGGCACUGUUGGAAAGUAUGGAGCAGAAGAAAAGCUACGGAGAGAACUGGAAAAAACCAUCAGCCUCCAGAGGAUCCAUGCAAGAAUUGGCCAGGGUGUCCCGGUAGUGGCCCUCAUAUUUGAAGGCGGUCCCAAUGUGAUCCUCACAGUGUUAGAAUACCUUCAGGAAAGUCCUCCUGUGCCAGUGGUGGUCUGUGAGGGGACUGGCCGAGCUGCGGACAUCCUAGCUUAUGUCUAUAAGCAAACAGAAGAGGGAGGAAAUAUCCCUGAUGGAGCAGAACCUGAAAUCAUUUCAACUAUCAAAAAGACAUUUAAUUUUGGUCAGAGUGAGGCAGUCCAUUUGUUCCAGACGUUGCUGGAGUGUAUGAAAAAAAGAGAACUCAUCACUGUGUUCCACGUUGGGUCUGAUGAGCAUCAAGAUAUUGAUGUUGCAAUCCUUACAGCACUAUUAAAAGGUACCAAUGCUUCUGCAUUUGACCAGCUGGUCCUUACACUCGCAUGGGAUAGAGUUGACAUUGCCAAAAAUCAUGUUUUUGUUUAUGGACAACAGUGGCUGGUUGGAUCCCUGGAACAGGCUAUGUUAGAUGCCCUUGUGAUGGACAGAGUUGCCUUUGUGAAACUUCUUAUUGAACAUGGAGUAAGCAUGCACAAAUUUCUUACAAUUCCCAGACUGGAAGAACUUUACAACACUAAACAAGGCCCAACGAACCCAGCGCUGUUUCAUCUUGUUCGCGAUGUUAAACAGGGAAACCUUCCUCCAGGAUAUAAACUCACUUUGAUUGAUGUGGGACUUGUGGUUGAAUAUUUGAUGGGAGGAACCUACCGGUGCAUGUACACACGGAAGCGCUUCAGAGUGAUCUACAACAGCCUCAGUGGCAGCAAUCGGCGGUCUGGGCGAAAUACUUCAAGUAGCACUCCUCAACUGCGUAAAACCCACGAGCCUUUUGGUAGCAGGGUGGAUAAAAAGGAGAAAAUGCGACAUAAUCACUUCAUCAAAACUGCACAGCCUUACAAACCAAAGGCCGAUACCAUUACAGAAGAAGGAAAAAAGAAGAAAACCAAAGAUGACAUAGUAGAUAUUGACGAUCCAGAAACAAGACGCUUUCCUUAUCCUCUUAAUGAGUUGUUGCUUUGGGCUGUGCUAAUGAAGAGGCAAAAAAUGGCCCUCUUCUUCUGGCAGCAUGGCGAAGAGUCCAUGGCGAAAGCCUUAGUGGCGUGCAAGCUGUACCGUUCCAUGGCCUAUGAAGCAAAACAAAGUGACCUUGUUGACGAUACCUCGGAGGAACUGAAACAGUAUUCCAAUGAAUUUGGGCAGCUGGCAGUUGAGUUACUAGAACAGUCGUUCCGACAAGAUGAAACCAUGGCUAUGAAGUUGCUAACCUAUGAGCUGAAAAACUGGAGUAAUGCCACCUGCCUUAAACUAGCAGUAUCUUCACGGCUUCGCCUUUUUGUAGCUCAUACUUGUACACAGAUGUUGCUCUCCGAUAUGUGGAUGGGAAGGCUGAACAUGAGGAAGAAUUCCUGGUACAAGGUGAUACUGAGCAUCUUGCUUCCUCCGACCAUACUAAUGUUGGAAUACAAAACCAAGGCAGAAAUGUCCCAUAUUCCACAGUCUCAAGAUGCACACCAGAUGACCAUGGAAGACAGUGAAAACAACUUCCAGACAAUUGCAGAAGAGAUACCAAUGGAAGUAUUUAAAGAAGUGAGAGUCUUAGACAGUUCUGAUGGGAAACAUGACAUGGAGACAAUAAUAAAACCCAAGAGGCUUCCAAUUACCCGAAAAUUGUAUGCCUUCUAUCAUGCACCCAUAGUGAAAUUCUGGUUUAACACGUUGGCCUACUUAGGAUUUCUGAUGCUUUAUACAUUUGUGGUUCUUGUGAAAAUGGAACAGCUGCCUUCUGUUCAAGAAUGGAUUGUCAUUUCAUACAUUUUCACUUUGGCUAUUGAGAAGAUCCGUGAGAUCUUUAUGUCAGAGGCUGGGAAGGUUAGCCAGAAGAUUAAGGUGUGGUUCAGUGAUUACUUCAACGUCAGUGAUACAAUAGCCAUUGUCACUUUUUUCAUUGGUUUUGUGCUAAGAUUUGGAGCAAAAGGGAACUUUGAUGAAACUACUUACACAACAAAUUAUGUUUUUGUUGCUGGAAGACUCACUUACUGCCUGAAUAUAAUCUUUUGGUAUGUGAGAUUACUGGAUUUUCUGGCUGUAAACCAACAGGCUGGCCCUUACGUCAUGAUGAUCGGGAAAAUGGUAGCCAACAUGUUUUACAUUGUAGUGAUUAUGGCCCUCGUCCUGCUCAGUUUUGGAGUCCCCAGGAAGGCAAUACUUUAUCCGAAUGAAGAACCGUCUUGGGUUCUUGCAAGAGAUAUCGUGUUUCAACCCUACUGGAUGAUCUUUGGUGAAGUUUACGCCUAUGAAAUUGAUGCGUGUGAAAAGAAUAGUACAGUUCCCGAGCUCUGUGUGACAGGAUCAUGGCUGACACCGUUCCUUCAAGCAGUCUACCUCUUUGUACAGUACAUUAUUAUGGUCAAUCUUCUCAUUGCCUUUUUCAACAAUGUGUAUUUACAAGUGAAAGCAAUUUCCAACAUUGUAUGGAAGUAUCAGCGCUAUCAUUUCAUAAUGGCAUAUCACGAGAAGCCUGUCUUGCCUCCACCUCUUAUCAUUCUUAGCCAUUUGGCUUCCCUGUUCUGUUGCAUAUGCAAGCGAAGGAAGAAAGACAAAGCUUCAGAUGGACCAAAAUUGUUUCUAACGGAAGAAGAUCAAAAGAAACUUCAUGAUUUUGAGGAGUUGUGCGUUGAAAUGUAUUUCAGUGAAAAAGAUGACAAAUUCCAUUCUGGGAGUGAAGAGAGAAUCAGAGUUACUUCUGAACGCGUUGAACAGAUGUGCAUCCAAAUCAAGGAGGUCGGCGACCGAGUCAACUACAUCAAACGCUCCUUGCACUCUCUAGACACGCAAAUUGGCCACUUGCAGGACCUCUCAGCUCUUACAGUGGAUACGCUGAAAACCUUAACGGCACAGAAAGCUUCCGAAGCCAGCAAGGUCCAUAAUGAAAUCACGCGGGAACUGAGUAUUUCCAAGCAUUUGACACAGAACCUCAUUGAAGAUGGGCCGUUGAGGUCUUCCAUGUGGAGAAAGCACAGUAUUGGCAAUGUCUUUGGUUCUUCUUUUCCCCAAGGAGGCCUCGAGAGUAAUAACACUUUACUGUGCCACAUUUCUAUGCAAGAUGAAAGAGAUGCUGGACAGAAGAUGUCUGGUCUCCCCAAGAGGGAUGAGUUCAACUUUCCAGAGGCAGGUUCCUCAGGCAGUGCCUUAGUUCCAAGAGCUCUUUCUCCCCCAGAACUUCGUCACAGAGUACAGGGUAUAGACCUCUCAAAAUGCAGUAAUAAAACUAAAAAGGCAGACAGUUCUUCAAACAGUAUGCCACACCUCACAUCCCCAACAGCCAAGUUUUUUGUUAGCACACCUUCUCGGCCCAGUGGCAAAAGCCAAUUAGAAACUGCCACAAAGGAUGGGGAAGUUGUAGUAGACCUGAAGGCCGCUGAAGGCGAGAAUGCUGUCGAAUUCGGGGCAUUUGUGGGUAAGUACAACGGCCAAAAUUGUGAAUGUCCUAAAGGUGCUGUGGGUUGCUGCGAUUCCUCUGCUCCUGGUUAUGUGUGCCUUUCUGCCAUCUCCCAACCUUGUGUUGGCACUGGAGGAUACGUUAACUGUGGCUUUGUCCAUGACGAAAGUGGCGCUAAUGUUGAUGGCAACGCGGACAAAUGGAAUCACCAGUCGCUUUCCAGCCUGUCAAGGACUGGUGUGAAAAAUAAGUUCCAGUUGUCCUUUACUAAUGCGGUCAGAAGAAACACCGGAAACUCCCUGAAUGGGACACUGAGAAUUCAAGGACUCCCUAGCAGCGUGCCAGAAAUGUCGCGAAAGAGUCAAGAUUUAAGUUCCCACGUCAUUGCACAACUCCCGCAACUCUGGAUCGAGUUUAAAUUGCAAGGUCACAGAGACAGCAUGGAGUUGCAGCGAUUUAAGGAGACUGUCGCCAGCAGUAAAGAGAAAAGUGAUAAUAUUGAGGAGCAACAGGAGGACUUCAGAAAAGCAAUCCCGGAAGGCAUGGAGAUGACAAAAGAUCUGGAUGGUGGUAAUACAGAAGGAAACCUGAGACACGUUAGUUCAUGUGGUGGUUUUACUGAAUAUCACAGAACCUCAUUAUCAGCACGUUCAGAGCAAAUGCACAAUAAGAGCAGGAGGACAUCGGUGGAAGAGCCUCAUCAGGCAGAUUCCAAAUCAGCCCUACUCACAGAUUGGUUACAAAGCCGGUCCUCUUAUAGAGAGCAAAUAUCUUCUGAGGAAGAUGCAUUGAAUGGUAUUGCUUCUCCUUUCAAGCCCAUCAUGGACACCACCUACUACUACUCAGCUGUUGAAAGAAAUAAUUUGAUGAGGUUGUCACAGAGCAUACCAUUCACCCCUGUGCCUCCGAGAGGUGAGCCAGUCACGGUGUAUCGUCUCGAGGAAAGCUCUCCCAGCAUCCUGAACAACAGCAUGUCUUCCUGGUCUCAGUUGGGCCUUUGUGCCAAAAUUGAAUUCCUAAGCAAGGAGGAGAUGGGAGGGGGCUUGCGGAAAGCCCUCAAGGUGGUCUGCACCUGGGCAGAGUUCGAUAUCCUGAAAUCCGGCCAUCUUUAUAUCAUCAAAUCGUUUCUUCCUGAAGUUGUCAAUACUUGGUCAAGCAUUUACAAAGAAGACACAGUGUUACAUCUCUGCUUAAGAGAAAUUCAGCAGCAGAGGGCUGCUCAGAAGCUCACGUUUGCGUUUAAUGAAAUGAAGCCUAAAUCAAUUCCGUACUCUCCCAGGUUCCUGGAAGUAUUCCUCCUGUAUUGCCACUCAGCUGGGCAGUGGUUUGCUGUGGAGGAGUGCAUGACUGGAGAGUUCAGAAAGUACAACAACAACAAUGGAGACGAAAUCAUCCCCACCAACAUGCUGGAGGAGGUCAUGUUAGCCUUCAGCCACUGGACAUACGAAUAUACCCGAGGAGAGCUGUUGGUUCUUGAUCUGCAAGGUGUUGGUGAAAAUUUGACAGACCCCUCUGUGAUUAAGGCUGGAGAAAAAAGGUCGAGCGACAUGGUGUUUGGUCCUGCAAAUCUAGGAGAAGAUGCCCUCAAAAACUUCAGAGCCAAGCAUCAUUGUAACUCAUGCUGCAGGAAACUUAAGCUUCCAGAUCUGAAAAGGAAUGACUACACCCCUGACAAGAUCCUACUGCCUCAGGACGAUUCUCCAGAACUGACCGUUUAGCCUGGGAGCUGCACCAAAGAAUCGGACUCUGCCAGCUCGAGCCACCUGAUGCUGUAACCACUGUGGACAGCUCUCGGGCUUGACUCAACCGUCUGCAGAAAUCACAGGGUUCCCUUGCCCAUCUUUUCCUGCACUGUAAUCGUCGGAACACCUCACCAGAGCGAAGGCCACAUGGAUAAGGACCGGCAAUGUGUUGAUGACCCUGGGCAGUACUCCAGCCUGUCCCUAGAGUCACUCAUAAGACGUGAGCAUCACAGGGGGAAGCUGGCAGCAGGGGAUUUGGGUUAACUUUUUUUAAAAAACAGGUUUGAUGCAAUUAAGUAUUUAUGAAAUUGCUUUUUAAAGAGGCGUUUUAGCAGAAGGAUAACUUUACAUUUUACCUUGGUCCAUGGAGGGGAUUUCUCCUUCCUUCAUCCUGUAGUGCAAUAUGCCCUUAACCAAAUGAUUUUUGGGGUGGUUUUUAUUUGUUUUUUGUUUUUUUGUUUUGAUGGUUUUAGGGCAGAUUGUGUUGGGCCUUUUUGGCAGCUGGUUUCUGUCAUUGGGCUAAAGAAAUGGGGAAAAGGCUCCCCCUGCUUUCUUCUCCUCGCAGAUACCGAAGAAUCCUCUGACCCUUCUCAGGGUGGUGGUGGUGUGGUCUUAGAUACACUCUCUUUGCUCAUGUAUGUUUUAUGUGGCACAGUGGAAUGAGGCUGCACCUGAGGAUCUGCCUGUUUUUAGUGCCAGUAAGCUGAGCUGCCGGGCACAGGAGGCAAAAAGAGGCGGCUUCUCUCCUGCAUCAGGAUUCAGCAUCAGCAGCUUGGAGCCAACUCUCAUGUGGGCUGGUUUGUGUGCAAUGAAAUCCUCUGUGUGUGUGUGUGUAGUGUUUUGUUUAAAACAAAAAUACAUUUCAGUUUCAUCAAGUCUCGCAUCAGAUAAAUAGUGAAGCCACAAGAGAAGGUGAGGGUAUAAUCACAUUAUAUAACAGAACAAAAAAGCAAAGAGACUGGUCCGAAAAAAGUUGCCUUGCAAGAUUUAAAGAGGUGUUAGGGAAGUGCUAUUUCUUGUUACAUAGUGGCUGCUUCAGAAGUUUUGCUUUCCAAAGAUCUGAAACCGGUAUAUCAGAUUCUCAAACUUGGGUCCCCAUCUGGUCUUGUACUACAACCCCAUCAUCCCUUGCCUUGCCACAAUGGCCAAAGGCAGAGCGUGAUAGGAGUUGUAGUCCAACAGAUGAUGCUGGACUACAGUUCCCAUCAUCCCGUGCUCCAGUGGCUGAAGGCAGAGCAUGAUAGGACUUGACGUCCAACAUAAUCUGCUGGACUACAACUCCCAUCAUCCCCUGCCACCAUGCUCAAAGGCAGGAGUGAUGGGAGUUGUAGUCCAGCAACAUCUAGGGGCUCAAGUAUGAGAACCCCUGCAGUAUAUGAAAGCUGAAUGUACAUGUGGACAUUUUAGGGCUGCUUCGGAUGUUAUCUUUGUAGCGUGGCAUCUGCACGAGCCUGGCGCUUUCUUGUGCUCUGGUAGCAUUGGAAGCCCCGGAGAGCAGAGGACUUGCCACGUCCUGGUUUCUGGCAGAAGCAGAGUUGGUGCACGAAGGAGCUGUGGCGUGGACUUCGAACCUCAACCUCGGUGACUCCCAAGGCACCGUACAGCUGCCCCUUUCCUGCUCCUAAAGUAACGCCUGAAGGAAGCCCGUUAGUUGUAUUUAAGAUUGUGUGGACACACCUUUAAUGUUAUGUUAUAUAUGGUACUUAUUUAAAGAAAAUAGGGUUGGAUUUACAUUAUGUAUGAACGGGAGAUUGCAAUGCAACUUUAUGCCAAUAAAAUGUAAUUUACCUGUCCUAAAUUUGUUGAAUAUUCAACGAGAAGAACCUGUUGUCCACCUGAAGUUUCAUGCUGAAACUUUUUUUUUGUUUCAUUUUGUUACAUAGGUACUAAUUGUAAUUUUUAAAUUAAAGGGCACCAUAAAGCCCAGUAAUUUUUUUUUUUAAAUUCCGUAGUGUAUCUUAUAGAUACAGACAUUAAGGCACGAACACAAUAGCUGUUUAAAUGGUGGUUUAUGUUGAUGGGGGAAGAAAAGUUUAGUGUAUAAAAGAUAUAAAACUGUAUACAUUUUGUAUAUCAAUAAAUCUUUAAGCAAUCCCAAAUAAAUUUAUUCUUGUGUAGA